Drosophila obscura is the source of this 1065-nucleotide messenger RNA. RefSeq lists its product as uncharacterized. Bases 61 to 1002 code for a protein of 313 amino acids. The record is from RefSeq and is a predicted model, not a curated record. The transcript is spliced from 3 exons. Lineage: Eukaryota; Metazoa; Arthropoda; Insecta; Diptera; Drosophilidae.
CGCGGAAGAGACCACCAGCAUCCAGAGUCUCCCAGUUCGUUCAGUGGAUCACACAUCAACAUGAGAGUGCAACGGACACCAAUGCUCCAUCUACUGAUGAUGGCACUGCUCUGUGCUUCGAGCAUCUGCCUGUCGAUGGGCCACAGCGACGAGAUUGUGAUGGUGGAGGACAUCAUCAAGGUGCAGGACACGGAGCAGCCAGAGGACAACAGCAGCAACAUUGCCCUGAUCACCCUGAGCGAGUCUUCCAGCGAUGAGGCCGAUGACAAGGACGUAAAUGGCCAACCAAAUGUCUCGGAUGAUCUGAUAUUUCUCUCCAACAAAACCAAAAGCCAGAGCCAGCUCUCAGAGGAUAUAUCCGUCUCCGAAGAGCAGUCUGAGGAGGAGCCGCCAACAGAGGAGAGCCCCGCCUGCCAGCCGAUCGAUUUGAGUGCCUUUGUGGCUCUGAUCCCGGCCCGAGAAGUGCAGUCGAUUGCCAGCCACUAUUACCACCACGAUGCGGAGGUGCAACGAGCCUACGCCUUCCUCUCUACCAGCUUCGUCGCCAUUAAGCACCAGAUGCUGCAGCUGCCCGAGGUGCUGGCCUUCACACGAUACCUGAAUGCCAGCGGCCUGGAUGUGCUCAAGAUAAUGGAUUCCCUGGCAAAGGCCAUCAAGCCCUCGUCUCUCGAUUUGGUCAGCAAUUCAGCGGCCGGCAAUGCCACUUUAGCCAGCGCCACGACUAGAGAGCCACUCAAUGGCUUGCACGGGCUGGUGGACAGCAUACUGGACAUCCUGCCGCAGGACCAACUGCUGGCCACCUUCUUCGACAAGACCGAAAGCGACAAGCAGUUCGCGGCCCUCGUUGACAGCAUCGGUACAUCGACGUUUGCCAAAAUCCUAACCAAUCUUCAGAACUCUGUGCCGCUGCGUAAUCUAAUCUUUGUAAUGCACUCCAACGGCAUCUAUGUGGAACGGAUUGUUGAGUCGCUCAAAUCGUACUUUUUCCUUGCCAGCUUCUAGCCUUACCGUGCAAAUAAACGAAACCAAACGAAACCCAAAAAAAACCCCACAACCCCAUCCUAA